UGAAUUUUAACACUAUAAUCAAUAAUAAAUAAUAAUAUUAGAAAUGGCUGAAUCACAUAGAUUAUACGUUAAAGGUAAACACGUAUCUUACCAAAGAAGCAAAAGUGUUACCAACCCAAACGUUUCUUUGAUCAAAAUUGAGGGUGUUUCCAAACCAGAAGAUGCUAAAUUCUACUUAGGCAAACGUGUUGCUUAUGUCUAUAAAGCCUCUAAAGAAAUCAGAGGAACCAAAAUCAGAGUUAUUUGGGGUAAAAUCACCAGAACUCAUGGUAAUUCAGGUGCUGUUCGUGCUACUUUCAAAUCAAACUUGCCAGCUAAGACUUUUGGUGCCACUGUUAGAAUCAUGCUUUACCCAUCUAAUAUUUAAGUUAUGUUAUAAUAGAUCAAUAAUAAAUGUAUAAUUAUAAUAUAUCUUUGGAUUUUUAUAUCUUUUCCUUCACUAAUGAAUUGAAUUGAGUUAAAUCUGCUGUAUUUCCACUUUAAAAUCCGU
Ascoidea rubescens DSM 1968 is the source of this 490-nucleotide messenger RNA. RefSeq names its product 60S ribosomal protein eL33. Gene Ontology annotation, molecular function: structural constituent of ribosome. Bases 44 to 367 code for a protein of 107 amino acids. Gene Ontology annotation, cellular component: ribosome; cytosolic large ribosomal subunit. Gene Ontology annotation, biological process: cytoplasmic translation; ribosomal large subunit biogenesis. Lineage: Eukaryota; Fungi; Ascomycota; Saccharomycetes; Ascoideales; Ascoideaceae. The transcript is spliced from 2 exons. The record is from RefSeq and is a predicted model, not a curated record.